Asparagus officinalis (garden asparagus) is the source of this 340-nucleotide messenger RNA. RefSeq names its product replication protein A 70 kDa DNA-binding subunit B-like. The record is from RefSeq and is a predicted model, not a curated record. NCBI's taxonomy places the organism in Eukaryota, Viridiplantae, Streptophyta, Magnoliopsida, Asparagales, Asparagaceae. The transcript is spliced from 3 exons. Bases 22 to 282 code for a protein of 86 amino acids.
CUAUUUAAAACUGCAGCAAAAAUGAAUAUUAUUGACAUUAUGCAAGCUUCACAAAAUUCAUCAAAGGCACAAUAUUGCAGCUUUACUGGAAAAAUAAGUAAUAUCUUAAAUAGACAUGAGGCUUGGUACUACUCAUGCAAAGGCUGCAAUAAAAAAGUUGACAAAACUAUUUAUGACAAAUGUCAAAAUUGUCAAAAAAACAAUGAAGACAGCAUACCGAGGUAUCUUGUUAAAAUAAUAGUGGAAGAUGAAACAGAUUCUGCAAGAGUCACCACUUUUUGACGCAGCAGAAACUUUGAUAGGCUGCAAUGCUCAAAAAUUCAUGGAUGAUAUAAAAGAG